CAACGUGUCCCAAAAAAUAAAACAUAAAAAAAAAACUCUUCAUCUGUAUACUCCAUCAUCAUAAUGAGCUUUCUCAACUUUAGUCUCGGUGGAAAACGUAACAAGGCAGCCAAGAGUAAAUCAUCAAGCACAUCUCAGAGCAAGCCACUCUUUUUGUGCAAUCCAUAUGUAACGCACAUGCUUGUAAAGGGAAACUUCAAGACGAUUAUAGAACUUCCCAAAUAUGUUGAUGUCAAUGAAUGGCUUGCAUUCAAUACCUUUGAAUUCUUCAACUGCCUUAACUUGGUCUAUGGAUCAAUCAACGACUUUUGUACUGCCCAGAGUUGCCCUACUAUGUCUGGAGGUCCAGGAGUCGAAUAUACCUGGUCAGAUUCAGUGUCAAAGAAAGUCAAGCUUCCUGCACCUCAAUACAUUGAUUUCAUGACAGCAAGCAUACAAAAUUUGCUAGAUGAUGAAUCCUUAUUCCCAACAAAAGCAGGUCGAGACUUCCCUGCUCGUGAAAUGCCUGCUGCUGUGAGAAAGGUGUUUAGCCAGCUUUUCCGUCUGUUUGCUCACAUUUACCACCACCACUAUGACAAGAUUCUCUCACUACAUGAAGAACCUCAUUUCAAUUCACUGUUUGCUCACUUCAUUUCAUUCGCCAGAGAAUUUGACUUGCUCGACAAGAAAGAAACUCAACCACUCCAAGAACUCAUUGACACCAUGAGUAAGAAUGGGGUUAUUUCAUGAAAGCCUUUACCACCAAAUUCAUAUCUCUCUCUAUUUCUACCUCUUUACCUCCGUUCUUACAUCUACCUAUAUCUCUAGCUUUUCUCCUCAUCUCUCCAUCUCUCCAAAAAUAAAAAAAUAAAAAACCAAAUAUAUAUAUAUAUAUACAGU
Messenger RNA from Phycomyces blakesleeanus NRRL 1555(-), 879 nucleotides. RefSeq lists its product as hypothetical. Gene Ontology annotation, molecular function: protein kinase activator activity. Bases 64 to 729 code for a protein of 221 amino acids. Gene Ontology annotation, cellular component: cytoplasm; nucleus. NCBI's taxonomy places the organism in Eukaryota, Fungi, Mucoromycota, Mucoromycetes, Mucorales, Phycomycetaceae. Gene Ontology annotation, biological process: signal transduction; cell division; positive regulation of protein phosphorylation. The transcript has 5 exons. The record is from RefSeq and is a predicted model, not a curated record.